UUCAUCUCACACAUCAAUUGCUCAACAUUUCUGGAUUGCAAUCUUAGUUAUAGAAUACAAACCCCUGGCCCUGAUGGAGUUUUCUAAGGUUUCUUCCUUAGCUGUUACUUGUCUUAUGGCCUUAGCCAUAGUCCUUCCCUCCCAUGCCCAAGAUUCGCCACAAGACUACCUCAACGCUCACAACACAGCCCGAGCAGCGGUUGGUGUUGGCCCUAUGACUUGGGACAACAACGUAGCUGCCUAUGCAGAAAACUAUGCUAACCAGCGCAUUGGUGACUGCAACCUUGUGCACUCCAGUGGACCUUAUGGUGAGAACCUUGCUUGGAGCAGCGGUGACCUUUCGGGCACCGAUGCUGUAACAAUGUGGGUUAACGAGAAGGCCGACUAUGAUUACAACUCUAACACCUGUGCACCAGGCAAGGUUUGCGGUCAUUAUACUCAGGUGGUUUGGAGCAAAUCGGUUCGUCUCGGGUGUGCUAAGGUCAGGUGCAACAAUGGUGGAACUUUCAUUGGUUGCAACUAUGAUCCUCCAGGCAAUUUCAUCGGCGAAAAACCUUACUAAAAAAGGUUCCAAAUCCGAAUACAAAUUUCCAAUCGCUUUUGCUUUAAACCCUUCCAAAUCAACUUAUACAUAUACAAUAAAUAUGCUAUGUACUGAUCAGCCUACUGCAAGGCUAAUAAUUAUGAAGAAAUGCAAUUUUGUUAUUACGAGUUGCUAUUCUGAUUUCUUAUUGAAAUGAAA
Molecule: messenger RNA, 742 nt
Organism: Durio zibethinus
Lineage: Eukaryota; Viridiplantae; Streptophyta; Magnoliopsida; Malvales; Malvaceae
Product: pathogenesis-related protein 1-like
Cellular component (GO): extracellular region
Source: RefSeq, a predicted model, not a curated record